CUGGUAAACUAGAGGCUUUGCGUGAUUCUGUGGUCCUUGAUUUUUUUGCCUCUAGAGACGGUCACCUUGUAAUUUGAAACUUUUUAACCAGUUUUCGAAGAACGUUAAGGGUCUGCUGACACUGAAUUAUUUUAAGGGUAUCUGCUGAGUUACACCUACGCCUGCUAUCAUGUUAGGCCUACAAAUCGCCCCUGAACCCUUCGGCAGGAAAACGGGUCCCUUUGAAAACAAUGAGAGGCAUCACCAGAUGGCAAGGCCUCUGAUGGACGAGGACAUAACAGAGUUUUCAGAGGCGACAGCUAAGGAUGGUUUGGAAGAGUCCAAAAAUUCCGAAGAGCAAAAUGAGGACGGAAUUGAGAUAGUGGAUGGAGCAUUCAAGCAGAAACUGCAGGAAUUACUUGGCAUUCAGGAAAGUGGGAUUAGGGAAGCUAUUGAAAGUGUGAGAAGUUAUGCAGUCAGUGUUCCAGAGACAGUACUCAAGACUACUUGCAAAGAUAUUCAAGCAAAACUAAAUGAAAUGGAAUAUACUGUUGAAAGAGCAGUACACUGUGCCUUGAAAGGACGUGAGAUAGAUGCAGCAUCGAUGCUAACUGAACAAGCAGCCGAGUUGCAACUGGAGUUUCAAAAAAUCGUAUCUGGAUAUCAUGGUACAGUAACUACUGAGGAAGUUCGUGCUGGAGAUACAAAUGAAAAAUGUUCUACAAAAUGCACCGAGAAAAAUGGGUCGGUUAAUGAAGAGAAGAUAUUAACAGCUAAUGGCGACCAUAGCAAAGUAGAAUUGCUUGAUGAUAGAGACUGCAACAGAGAGGAGGAAAUGGUGGCUGUUUAUAGCGCUGGAUAUAGUAAAUCACUUUGUAAUAAAAAAAAGUCUAGUAGAUUUUACAAGGGAAAAAUACCUGAAGGAGAUCAUGGAGGAAUCAUUCUGAGAACCAAUGGUUUUGGUAGGACGUCGCUGGUUGAAGAAGCUUUAAGUUUAGUACUAUCGCCAAAUGAUGAAAAGUCUGUCAGGGAGGCAGUGUCUGCCCUGUUGGAUGCCAAGUGUGAUGGAACUUUGCUUCAACUGAUAGCAUCUAAACUAAUGCCCAGAACUGACCCAGAGAGGAGGAUCCCUGCCACAGUACAGGGAGACAAACUGCUGAUGGAGAACUUUAUAGGGGGUUACACCAUCUGGAUUCCUGAAAGCUGGCACAGCCUAGCUUUUGACAGAGCAGAAUACACAGAAAUGAAACUUAUGUCCCAUUUAGUUAAAACUGGUGGCAGUCGAGGGAAAAAAAUUGAAGAGAUAUUAGAGAUGAAAUAUGUAGACGAAGGAAUCUACACUAGCCUCUCCGGAAUGGAAGGAGUUUGGUUCAAGGCAUCUCGUGGCCUGAAUAGGAGGGACAGUGCCAGUGAUGGGAACGUGAACAUUGAACUUAGCUUUGACAAGCUCUUGCCGUACUUCCUGCUCACUGAACGCUACAGCGUCUACGCUGUAGAAAUUUGUCAGCGCAGUAAAAGAUGCACAAGUAGAUUUGUGAUCUGCAGGUCGACUGAUCAGUGUGUUCCAUCAAACUGGGUGCCUUACAAAUACAUGCAACCAGGUGGACCUUGGUAUGUUACAAAAGACGAGAGAAGCCAGACUAUUGUCAACAAAUAUGCAAGCAGAAUAAGGCGUUGCAAUGCCAUGAUUUUGCCUGUGGAACAUGAAAUGGAGUUUUUCUUCAAGCUAGACAAGAAAUUCAAGAAGGAGCUCUGUGAUAAGUUGGCACUGGUUCUAGAUAUUUAGUCGAACUUUGGCAAAGGGGGACUUGGAUACAUGACUCACAGCUUUGUAUAACUGGAUGCUUCCAAUAUUAGUGAGGAGUCGUGAGUGGCGUCAAAUUCUGUUAACCCAGUUUCUUGAGGGAUCCUACCAAUUUAAGAGCUGCUGUGAAUGUUGGGUGUUGGCAUUUUGAUGAGAUACUGUGUUCUGAGUUUUGAAUAGCUUAAAAAUUCCAUUUUUAAGGAGUUUAAAUCUCUUCAUAUCUCAAUUUUUCGAAGCCAUUUGAUGUGUUUUGUGGAAGGUGUUUUAGUCAUAUUAAGUAUAAGCAGUUUGUCAGGCGUAGUAAAUGCUGGCUAUUUUAACUAAUAAAGAAAUAAACGAUGCAGUUAUA
Messenger RNA from Macrobrachium nipponense, 2132 nucleotides. RefSeq lists its product as uncharacterized. The transcript has 9 exons. The record is from RefSeq and is a predicted model, not a curated record. NCBI's taxonomy places the organism in Eukaryota, Metazoa, Arthropoda, Malacostraca, Decapoda, Palaemonidae. Bases 170 to 1765 code for a protein of 531 amino acids.